Messenger RNA from Andrographis paniculata, 1796 nucleotides. RefSeq lists its product as uncharacterized. Gene Ontology annotation, cellular component: TRAPPIII protein complex. The transcript has 12 exons. The record is from RefSeq and is a predicted model, not a curated record. NCBI's taxonomy places the organism in Eukaryota, Viridiplantae, Streptophyta, Magnoliopsida, Lamiales, Acanthaceae. Bases 98 to 1432 code for a protein of 444 amino acids.
UUUUUGAUGUUAUAGUAAGGAAGGCUUUCCCAGUUUCCCUCCUCCGCUCAUAGCACGAAUCUAGCGCGUCAGCGACAAUCGAAUCAGCGACUUAAGGAUGAGCGGCGGCGGUGGAGGGCAACAGGCGGCGGCGCACUCGCUGGCGUUCAGGGUGAUGCGUUUGUGCCGUCCGACGCUUGGCGUGGAAACUUGCCCUCUCAAAUUCGAUCCUUGCGAUCUCCUCUUCGGAGAGGACCUCUUCGACGAUCCAGUUGCGGCAUCUCAUCUCCCUCGGCUUCUCAGUAGCCAAUCGAGCGCCGUCGAUCCAUCCGAUCUCAGCUACCGCAGUAGAUUCCUGCUUGAACAUCCGACAGAGUCUCUCGGUCUCCCUGGUCUACUCGUCCUUCCCCAGUCGUUUGGGGCGAUAUAUUUGGGCGAGACGUUUUGCAGUUAUAUAAGCAUCAACAAUAGCUCGAGUUUUGAAGUCCGGGAUGUUAUUAUUAAGGCUGAGAUACAGACAGAGAAACAGAGAAUACUGCUUUUGGAUACAUCAAAAUCACCUGUGGAGUCUAUUCGUGCUGGUGGACGUUAUGAUUUUAUUGUUGAACAUGAUGUCAAAGAACUCGGUCCACACACCUUGGUGUGCACUGCACUGUACAGUGAUGGUGACAGUGAGAGAAAGUAUCUCCCACAGUUUUUCAAGUUCAAUGUUUCUAACCCCCUCUCUGUUAGGACUAAGGUGCGCAGUGUUAAGGGGACAACUUUUUUGGAGGCUUGUAUAGAGAAUCAUACAAAAGCUAGCCUUUUCAUGGACCAAGUUGAAUUUGAGCCAGCUCAGCAUUGGAAUGCAACAAUGCUGAAAUCUGUUGAUCAUUCCUUGCAGCAUAACUUAUCAACGAGAGAAACUUUCAAAGAACCAGUUCUCAUAAGAUCUGGUGGAGGGAUUUUUAAUUACCUCUAUCAGUUAAAAUCAGCAUCUCCAGAUAGCACCCAAUUGAAUGUCAAGGGAAGUAAUGUUCUAGGUAAACUUCAGAUCACAUGGCGUACGAAUUUGGGUGAACCUGGUCGCCUGCAGACCCAACAUAUUCUUGGUAAUCCUAUAAAUCGCAAGGAGAUUGAGUUGCAAGCAGUUGAGAUGCCUCCUGUCAUUGUCUUGGAGAAGCCUUUUCUGGUGAGUUUUAAUCUCAUAAACUCAACUGAGCGAGUAUUAGGGCCCUUUCAAGUAUGGUUAUCGCAAAGUGAGUCUUUUGAUGAGAAAGCUGUCAUGGUCAAUGGUCUUCAGACAAAGUUUCUUGGAGAGGUGCAAGCAUUUGGCUCAUUAAAGUUUCAGCUGAACUUGAUUGCUAUUAAGCAUGGGAUUCAGAAAAUCAGCGGCAUCACAGUUUUUGAUACAAUAGAGAAGAAAACUUACGACUCUCUCUUAGAACAAGAGAUAUACGUCGACUCUGAGUGAUUGGCCAUUUUUGUCUCUCGCAUUAGGGGCUAAACCAAAAACUUCUUGAACCUACUGCAUUCUUAUCAGAGGCUAAAAAUGCCACAAGGCGCUGUUUGUUUGCCAUCUUCUGGUCUAGAUGUUGUGAGUAUUUCUAUUUAUUACAUAUAUGUUCAGUGUCUUUUUUUCUUUUUAAUCAUUGAAUGAAAUUGUGACAUAUUUUGCAUCACUCAUUAACCUCCUUAGCAAUGAAAUAGUAGUAGGUAUUAAUUUGGAAAUCCUCGUAGAAUAUACGAAGUAGUAAGUUUAUGCCUUUUAAGUUUUGAAAAAUUAUGUUUCCUGUCUUAUGAUUUUUAUCACAUGUUUUGUCAUAUAUGAUUUAUUA